Messenger RNA from Microthlaspi erraticum, 1686 nucleotides. Lineage: Eukaryota; Viridiplantae; Streptophyta; Magnoliopsida; Brassicales; Brassicaceae. The record is from the annotation of a GenBank genome assembly.
AUGGAGCAGCUUGUUAACUUCAUCAUUCGACCUCCAAGAGCUGAGUAUGACCCGGAACAUGAUCUCUUGGAAAAGCAGUUCAUGAUGAAAGGUAGAUGGUAUCAGAGAAAGGAUUUAGAGGUUAAGAACAGUAGAGGAGAUGUUCUCCAGUGUAGUCAUUACAUGCCAGUUGAACGUCCUGAAGGGAAGCCUUUGCCCUGUGUAAUUUACUGCCAUGGAAACAGUGGAUGUAGAGCGGAUGGUAGUGAAGCCGCUGUUAUGUUGCUGCCUUCAAACAUCACAGUUUUCACCCUCGACUUUUCGGGAUCUGGUCUCUCAGGCGGUGAACAUGUCACCUUAGGUUGGAACGAAAAGGAUGAUCUGAAGGCUGUGGUUGAGUAUUUGCGGCAGGAUGGAAAUAUAUCCCUGAUUGGGUUAUGGGGGCGUUCAAUGGGUGCUGUUACUAGCUUAAUGUAUGGAGCCGAAGAUCCUUCGAUUGCGGGAAUGAUAUUAGACAGCCCCUUCUCCGAUUUGGUUGAUCUGAUGCUGGAACUUGUUGAUACAUAUAAGUUUCGUCUACCGAAGUUCACUGUGAAAUUUGCUAUACAGUUUAUGCGGAGAGCUAUUCAGAAGAAAGCAAAGUUUGAUAUAACCGAUCUGAACACCAUUAAGGUGGCAAAGUCUUCUUUUGUUCCGGUUUUAUUUGGACAUGCCUUAGAUGAUGACUUUAUCCGUCCUCAUCAUUCAGAUCGUAUAUAUGAAGCCUACAUAGGCGACAAAAAUAUCAUCAAAUUUGAGGGAGACCACAACUCUCCACGGCCUCAAUUCUACUUUGAUUCAAUAAAUAUAUUUUUCCAUAACGUUCUUCAACCUCCUGAGGUGGUUGGGCCGACGUUUUAUGAUCCGUUGGAUGAUUACUUUGCAAAGGGCAGUUGGGGAACUAUGCAUGACACAAAUAUUCCACAAUCCUCAGUACAGAAAAGUUUAGCCGCGAGUAGCAUCUCUGACGCACUCAAUGAAGUCCGCAUGAAAAGACCCAUGAGUCGCACAGAUGUUCCUUCCAAUGUCACAUCUAACGGUUCUUCAUCAGAAACUAAGGAAAAAGAGAAUCAUGAUGGCCGUGACAGUUCAUCAUCUCCUGAAAUGAUUAGCUUUGAUUUGUCAAACGGCGAUCGAUACCCUCCUCACCUUGCGAUGGCUUUAGAUGAUGAUCAGUAUGGGGAGUAUCACUUGGAAGACAUCCCAUCUAAUGCAGAGGAAGAAGAAAGGAUGCUUAUGAAAGCGGUGAUGGAAUCAUUGAAGGACUUGGAAGUGCAAAGUCUUCAGCAGAAAGAAGAGCCUCCCGAGAAUCAUCGUGUUCAUGGCGGCUCUGAUUUUUUAACUGCACAACAACGUCUUCUUUCCAUGGAAGAAGCAACUUCAACUCGAGGAAACCAAUCCGAGACUGAUUCUGCUUCCGUUCCAGCAACACGUAGCCAGGACUUAGUACCAUCAUCUUCUGAGUCGAAUGCUCCAAGUGAGACUUCUGCUUCUCUUGUAAACGCUUCUGUUCCAGGCAAUUCAAGCCAGAAGGCCAGCGAGACCAGUGACAUGUCAGCAGUUACAAAGACCACAGUGACAGUUGAACGUAGUAGUAGCGCACCGGGGAAGGUCUUUGACGGGUUAAUACGCAAAUGGGAUCUCAACUUCUUCAGAAACAGCAAAUAA